Molecule: messenger RNA, 5500 nt
Organism: Myxocyprinus asiaticus (Chinese sucker)
Lineage: Eukaryota; Metazoa; Chordata; Actinopteri; Cypriniformes; Catostomidae
Product: EH domain-containing protein 4-like
Exons: 6
Coding region: 190-1830 (546 amino acids)
Biological process (GO): endosomal transport; endocytosis
Cellular component (GO): plasma membrane; cytoplasm
Molecular function (GO): calcium ion binding; GTP binding; protein binding
Source: RefSeq, a predicted model, not a curated record
AGUGUAAACAGGUGAGGUCACGGCGUCACAACUGGACAGCACGCGCAGCUGGCAGAAGACAGGCUGGUGUCACGUCCUUAUAGACAAAUUUAAGAAAAACACAUUUGGCCGUUUUAAAUUCCUGGAGAAUAGAAAGGGGGAACUAAGGUUACACAACAUAUAAAAGAGAGCUUCGAGAGGAACGGCAACAUGUUCACUUGGGUAAAUAAGGAACAGGGUGGAAGGAUCAAGGACGGCGAUAUGUUUCAGACAGUGACAGAAGGACUUCAGAGUCUUUAUUCCAAGAAACUGCUGCCGUUAGAGGAGACGUACCUCUUUCACGACUUCCACUCACCGGCGCUGGAGGAGGCAGACUUCCAGAGCAAACCCAUGGUCCUCCUGGUCGGACAGUAUUCCACUGGGAAAACCACUUUUAUAAGGUAUCUUUUGGAGCAGGAUUUUCCAGGGAUGCGAAUUGGCCCCGAACCAACGACCGAUGGAUUCAUUGCUGUGAUGUAUAAUGAGAACGAGGGAAUUGUUCCUGGAAAUGCCUUGGUUGUAGACCCCAAGAAACCUUUCCGGAAACUCAAUGCCUUUGGAAAUGCCUUCUUAAACAGGUUCAUCUGCUCGCAAAUGCCCAACCAAGUCCUGCAGAGCAUUAGCAUCAUUGACACCCCGGGGAUCUUGUCUGGCGAGAAGCAACGCCUAAGCAGAGGCUAUGAUUUCUCUGAAGUCCUGCGCUGGUUUGGAGAGCGAGUGGACCGUAUCAUCCUCCUCUUUGAUGCUCACAAGCUGGACAUAUCUGAUGAGUUUUCUGAAGCGAUCAGAGCUUUCCGUGGACAGGAUGACAAAAUCCGUGUGGUGCUGAACAAAGCUGACCAAGUGGACACUCAGCAGUUGAUGCGGGUUUAUGGUGCGCUGAUGUGGUCAUUGGGAAAGGUGAUCAAUACACCAGAGGUGGUGAGGGUCUAUCUCGGCUCCUUUUGGGCCAAGCCUCUCCAGAACUCAGACAACCGCCGCCUAUUUGAAGCUGAAACACAGGAUCUCUUCAGAGACAUUCAAAAUCUGCCUCGAAACGCUGCCCUGCGCAAACUUAAUGACCUCAUCAAAAGAGCUCGUCUUGCCAAGGUGCAUGCUUACAUCAUUAGCUACUUGAAAAAGGAGAUGCCAUCCCUGUUUGGGAAAGAGAAGAAGAAGGAAGAGCUGAUUGCCCACCUGCCUGAGAUCUAUCAGAUGCUGCAGAGGGAGCACCACAUCUCACCUGGAGAUUUCCCUAAUGUCAUCAAAAUGCAGGAGCAACUCCAACAAUACGACUUCAGCAAAUUCCCUUCGUUGAAGGUGAAGUUGAUUGAAUCUGUGGACAAGAUGUUGUCCACCAAAAUCUCAAGUCUGUUGAACAUGAUCCGAGAGGAAGAAAGCAAACAGCCAACUCAGAUGGUAAUGGGUGGAGCCUUUGAGGACUCUUCUGAUGGGCCUUUCGGCCAUGGCUAUGGUGAGGGUAUCAGUGCAGGGGCUGACACUGAGGACUGGAUCGUAAGCCGCGACAAGCAUCGUUAUGACGAGAUCUUUUACACCUUGAUGCCUAUCAAUGGGAAGGUUACUGGCAUCAAUGCCAAGAAGGAGAUGAUGAAUUCCCACUUGCCCAACACUGUACUAGGAAAGAUCUGGAAGCUUGCAGACUGUGAUAAGGACGGAAUGCUGGAUGAUGAAGAAUUUGCUCUUGCUCAGCACCUUAUUAAGCUCAAGCUAGAAGGAUUUGAGCUUCCAACUGACCUACCAAUUCACCUAGUGCCUCCAUCCCACAGGAAGAACCCCACUGCAGACAUAUUAUACAACCAGCAGGAGGAUUGAUCACUUUACCUGCCUGUGCCCAUUAAUAGAGGUUCCUUCAUAUCUGCAUUAUCAUCCAGCUGCACAGAGUGGAAUAUUAAAAUCUAAAGAAACUACGUUGAAAGGGGUCAAAUUUUAUUGGUUAAGCCAUCUUUCACAUUCCACUGCAUUUGACUGUUGAAAUUAAGUGUAGCUCUCACACAAGGAAAUAUGCCCAACUUCACACUAAUACGUUUUAGUUUGAAAACGCAUUGUUUUUCUGCGUUUACGCCUCUCAUCCACUCUGAAAAAAUUCGUUUUUCUUCACCGGAAAUGGAGACUUUCGAAAAUGCUUUCUAUAACUCUGUAGCCUAUAUUUAGAAAAAUGAUGACAUUUGGAAACUGAAAAUGAACUUUUUCAAAGAAAUGGACAUUGCUUAACUUGGAGAACAACACAGAUUUAUGACAGACAAUUUAUACACAUUCAUAUUGCAGCCCAUAAAAUUAGUUACUUUUUUUUUUUCCUGUUUAUUUGUUAUUUGACUAUAUGUUUGCAGUUAUUUUGUUGCAGUUGUAGAUCAUUGUACAGUGCUUAGAAUUUUUAGAUAACAUUUCAACAGAAAUAACCUUUUUCAGGUAAUUGAUAAUAUGUGUAACAAACUUUUGUACAUGACACACUAUCUCAAAGGGCACUGACAAAUUUAGCAUCCAUUUUACUCAGUUUGACACAGUAUGAAUGUAAAUCAGUAUCUGAUUUACCUAUAUAUUUGUUAAUUUUGCAGCACAAUAUAGUUUAUUUUUUGUCUAAAUUGUGAUUAAAACUUCUUGAUGGCACAGUUGUUUGAACUGGAAAAAAUAAUUGCAUCAUAAUUCUGAAUUGGGCUUUUUCGACCCCUUUUAUGAACAUUUUGUAAUGCAGGGAAAUCAAGAUUGUAUUCAGUCUUUUAUGAUGCAAUUAAAAUUGUUUGUAUUUUUAAAGUUUUAGAUAUAACUUAGAUAUGUCAGCAAAUAUUUACGGACAAAAACAUCUACUUAAAAAAAAUAAAAAUAAAAAAAUAAAUUAUAUAUACAUACACACACUGGCAGCCAAAAGUUUGGAAUAAUGUACAGAUUUUGCUCUUAUGGAAAGAAAUUGGUACUUCACCAAAGUGGCAUUCAACUGAUCACAAUGUAUAGUCAGGACAUUAAUAACACGAAAAAUUACUAUUACAAUUUGAAACGAUGUUCAGAACUUCUUAAACUACUUCAAAGAGUUCUCAUCAAAGAAUCCUCCAUGUGCAGCAAUUACAGCUUUGCAGAUCCUUGGCAUUCUAGCUGUCAGUUUGUCCAGAUACUCAGGUGACAUUUCACCCCACACUUCCUGUAGCACUUGCCAUAGAUGUGGCUGUCUUGUCGGGCACUUCUUACACACCUUACAGUCUAGCUGAUCCCACAAAAGCUCAAUGGGGUUAAGAUCCAAACACUCUUUUCCAAUGAUCUGUUGUCCAAUGUCUGUGUUUCUUUGACCACUCUAACCUUUUCUUUUUGUUUUUCUGUUUCAAAAGUGGCUUUUUCUUUGCAAUUCUUCCCAUAAGGCCUGCACCCCUGAGAAACUGGUGUUGAGCGGGUAGAAUUCAAUGAAGCUGUCAGCUGAGGACAUGUGAGGCAUCCAUUUCUCAAACUAGAGACUCUGAUGUACUUAUCCUCUUGUUUAGUUGUACAUCUGGGCUUCCACGUCUCUUUCUGUCCUUUUUAGAGCCAGUUGUCCUUUGUCAUUGAAGACUGUAGUGUACACCUUUGUGUGAAAUCUUCAGUUUUUUUUUUUUUUUGGCAAUUUCAAGCAUUUUAUAGCCUUCAUUCCUCAAAACAAUGAUUGACUGACGAGUUUCUAGAGAAAGCGGUUUCUUUUUUGUCAUUUGUGACCUAAUAUUGACCUUAAGACAUGCCAGUCUAUUGCAUACUGUGGCAACUCAAAAACAAACACAAAGACAAUGUUAAGCUUCAUUUAACGAACCAAAUAGCUUUCAGCUGUGUAUGAUAUAAUGUCAAGUGAUUUUCUAGUACCAAAUUAGCAAUUUAGCAUGAUUACUCAAGGAUAAUGUGUUGGAGUGAUGGCUGCUGGAAAUGGGGCCUGUCUAGAUUUGAUCAAAAAUGACUUUUUUCAAAUAGUGAUGGUGCUGUUUUUUACAUCAGUAAUGUCCUGACUAUACUUUGUGAUCAGUUGAAUGCCAGUUUGGUGAAUUAAAGUCCAAUUCCCUUCUGAAACAGCAAAAUCUGUACAUUUAUUCCAAACUUUUGGCCACCAGUGUGUGUGUGUGUGUGCGUGUGUGUGCGUGUGUGUGUGCGUGUGUGUAUGUGUGUGUGUAUGUGUGUGUGUAUGUGUGUGUGUAUGUGUGUGUGUGUGUGUGUGUGUGUGUGUGUGUGUGUGUGUGUGUAUAUAUAUAUAUAUAUAUAUAAUAUAUUCUACAGUUUCAGUAUUCAGGCAUUGGUCUCUUCAUUAGUCCCAAACUCAAACUAACCCAACUAAACCCAAACUACUAAAUGUAUUUUCUGCCUUUUUAAAAUAAUAAUUUUUGUUUAAAGAAAACAUAUGCAUUGACAGUAAUAGAGGUAUUUUCCUUGAUAACAUAAAAUUAUAGGAGGCUUGUUACAUAAUGCUUUAUAUGACUGGGGUGCAAAAAAGUUUUUAUUGUAUGAUGCAAAUAGUUUUCAUUAUGAAAAUUGUAUGCUGUAUAUACUUAAUAGUGAGGAAUGUAAUUGUAUGCUAAUCAUUGUGUCACUGUAACCAUAUGUAAAUUUAAACUACUAUAGAUUGCUUCUGUCAGCUCAGAGGUGGAAUACAAGAACUAGACUGUGACUUUUUGAUUAGGUCAUUAUUAAUUAGCAGAAUGAUCAGUGUGUUUUUGUGCUAUAGCAAGAAACUGGUGAAAUUUAGCUUAAUGUAAAAAGUGAUUACAGCCAUACUGUUCACAUUCUUGGGGCAUUACAUUUAUAUAAAUGAUGUUAGACUUUGCCUUGCUUUAAGGUGUUUUCCACAUUUGCUUUAACAAGCCCUUAAAGUAUGUGGAGGUUUAUGCCACCUGUUAAUGUAUAAUUCAUUGUAAAAAGAUGACAAUUUUCUACAACCUUUUAUAUGCAAAUAAGGGAAUUAAAUAAAUACUCUUUCAAAUCAAAAAUGUUUUGCCUCUAACACUUUGUGUGAUAUGAAAAACAAGUAAGUGGGCAUGACUUUAAUCUGGACUGAAUCAGAGCAGUUUUUAACCCUGAAUCAAUUAAAAUCCUGGCACAGAUGUACAUGGAUUGGGCUGUUGAGAGGUGUGUGUUGCUGAAUUGCAUGAAAUCGUGAAUAUAACUGCAACCUUUAACCUUCUAGUAGCAUAUUGUCAGGUGAGUGAGAGUUACCCUCCCUUUCAUUCUGUUACUUACAACAGCUUCAAAGUUCAGUUCACUCCGUAAUGCCAAUUCCACACCGACUGUGUUUGAGAGCUGAAAGCAAAACUCGGGAAGGGUAAGUGAAUUAAAAGUUUAUUGUAUGUUGUGCUCUUGUAUGUGCUGUGCCUUGAUUCAAAGUAAAUAGUCAACUUAUACAUAAUAUAAUUUCAUACUUUGUUGAUGCAUUUGUAACAGCUGUGAUCUAUACAAAUGACGACAUGACUAAAAUGUGUAAAAGAAAAUGUGCUACUUGUUAUGGAAUACAAUUGUUAUACAAAAAUAAAAUGGAGAGUUUAUUCGA